Raphanus sativus (radish) is the source of this 2469-nucleotide messenger RNA. RefSeq names its product zinc finger protein ZAT3-like. The record is from RefSeq and is a predicted model, not a curated record. The transcript has a single exon. Lineage: Eukaryota; Viridiplantae; Streptophyta; Magnoliopsida; Brassicales; Brassicaceae. Bases 1444 to 2313 code for a protein of 289 amino acids.
UAAUACAAAACAAUUUACUCUAGUAGUCGUUAACAUAGAAAGCAACACUAGAUUUGAAUAAUACUGUUUACCAAAUAUUUUCAUUAACAACCAAAAUCUGUUUUAUUAGUGAGAUGAUGAAAAGAUGAAAAUAAUAAAUCAUAGACAUGGUGGAUAAAGACAGGCUUGGACCCGACCACAGUUAAAUACCCCCAUGUUUUCCUUGUUCUUUUAUAGCCUGAUAACGAUUCCUCAUUUGUUCUAUUAUGGGCCUACUCCACACUAUAUCCGGCCCAUUAUACCAUCCUCUGCAUGUGACUUGUCUCUGUGUAGAUAGCAAUGGCCAUUAUUUACGAAUUACGACUCGUCACUUGUCAGGACCAAUUCCUCCCAAUCCCUUUGGAAAAUGAGGUCAAGAAUGUUCCAUCGUUAUUACCAGACUUCUCCAUCAUCUUCCGUUUCGUCGACAUCUGCUCCUUGUCUAAGUCUCUUACUCUCACUCUCAUCCUAGCUAUCUCCAGCUUCAACUCUCUGUUCUCUCUCCUCAACGAUGCAUACAAGUCUCUUGGCGAAACCGCUCGUAUUUGUACUCCUGUCCACGAAAAAUCCAACAACCCUUCCUCUGAAUCUCCCGACAGUGGCUUUUUUAGUCGCAGCUGUUCUGAGUAGAGCACUCGAGUAACCUUCUGUACUGGAAGCUGAUCGUUCUGUGCCACAUGGUUGCUUGCUUCUUAUGAAAUUUGCAAUCUAUGAUGAACUUGCAUAGAUUCUUGCAUUCUUAUUCUGUCUAUAACGGAUGCGUUUAUAGUCCAUUAUAUUAGUCUGAUCACAUGUUACCAUAACAUAAAAUGAUUUUGACUUUAUUAUUUACCUUGAGAUACACGUCAGUGGCUCCGUAGAUCCCAUCGUCUGUGAUCCUUGCGUAAUCUGGUAAACUCUCUAUAAUGGCUGUCAACUUGUGUAGACUCAGGGGGUACCUCAUCCAAAUACGCGUCCACGAUGUCCAACUUUCAGCAACGAACCGUGGUGACACUUUAGACUCGGUAGGACCGUUCCUUCUCGGAUACUAUGAUUCAACCUAUAUCGUUAAGUAGUUUGUAGUUACAGAUGUAUUAUAGUUUACGAAACCUCCUAUAAAACAUAAUUUACAUUACUAGUCGUUAACAUCACAGUAGAUUUUGUUUAUUACGGUUUACAAAACAUUCGUUAACCAUUACUUUAAAUUAUUAUUAUUAGCAAACCAAAAUCUGUUUUAUUAGUAGAGAGAGAGCUAGAAAAGAAGAAAACAAAUAAUACUAAUAGACAUGGUGGAUAAUAUAACUGUCUCCCUGUCCCUCCAUAACUUCCUCCUCACGUAACCGUCUCCUUCUUUUUUUUAACAAGUAACCGUCUCCUUCUUCUUCUACUUAAGCAACCUUUUCUCCAACUUCUAUCCUUUUUUUUCUUCUUUUUUCUCACAUCACAAUGACCACCAAUAAUUCCGAUUCUGAUCCCAAUUUCCAUACUCCACUUACCUCUACUUCUAACGCAAUCAUCCCUAUCUACCCUAAUCCAAAUCUCCAACUUGCUUUAUCUCCCAGUUACAACCAGAGACCUACAAAGAAACGCACCAGAACCGUUGCAUUUCCCUCUAGUUCUUCACCAAAGCCAAAAUACCCUAGAAAGCCAGAUCCUAAUGCCCCCAAAAUCACACGCCCAUGUACCGAAUGUGGCAAAACGUUUUGGUCAUGGAAAGCUCUCUUUGGUCACAUGAGAUGUCACCCUGAGCGUCAAUGGCGUGGUAUCAACCCUCCUCCUAACCACCGUGGCCCCACCCCGGCUUCAUUUUCAAACCAGAACCAGAGAUUACCAAAUUGGGUCUCCCUUAUGACCGAGGAAGAUCAUGAAGUCGCUUCUUGUCUCUUAAUGCUGGCUAAUUCCACACCAUCAUCAUCAAGUUGUGGUGAACGGUUCGAGUGUGGAGGUUGCAAGAAAGUGUUUGGAUCACAUCAGGCUUUAGGAGGACACAGAGCUAGUCACAAGAACGUUAAAGGAUGCUUCGCUAUAACCAACGUGGCCGAUGAUCCUAUGUCGACGGUUACUACUACUACUCCUAGUGAUCAUCAGGAUCAUCAGGGUAAGCUCGUUACGUAUAUGGGGCAUCAUAAGUGUAAUAUCUGUUUUAGAGUGUUCUCCAGUGGUCAGGCUUUAGGAGGCCAUAUGAGAUGUCACUGGGAGAAAGAAGAGGAGACGAUUGUCGGUGGUGCGUUUGAUCUGAAUGUUCCUGCAACAACACAGGAUCUUUCUACUUCGGACACAUCAGGGUGUUCGUUAAAUCUUAGGUUAGGACUUUAAUUUGUAAAAUAUAAUUAUAGUUACAUAUUGGAUGGUGGCUUCUAAUAUAUCUAGGAUAAUGGAGUUGUGUUGUGAUUUAAUUAUCUGUAUAAUACUAUAAUGUGUCGCUAGGAUAUUGGUGUAUUCUCAUAUAUAUAUAUGCUUAACAAUAAAAUG